AUGCAGAUCUUUGUGAAGACACUUACUGGGAAAACCAUCACACUUGAGGUGGAAAGUUCAGAUACUAUCGACAAUGUGAAAGAGAUCCAGGAUAAGGAAGGAAUCCCACCUGACCAGCAAAGGCUUAUCUUUGCUGGAAAGCAACUUGAGGAUGGCCGCACACUUGCUGAUUACAACAUCCAAAAGGAAUCCACCCUCCACUUGGUGCUUCGUUUGAGGGAUGGCAUGCAGAUAUUUGUAAAGACCCUCACUGGCAAGACAAUCACACUGGAAGUGGAGAGCUCUGACACCAUAGACAAUGUCAAGGCUAAGAUCCAGGAUAAGGAAGGCAUUCCCCCCGACCAGCAGAGGCUGAUUUUUGCUGGAAAACAGCUAGAGGAUGGCCGCACACUUGCUGACUACAAUAUCCAGAAGGAAUCCACCCUCCACUUGGUGCUUCGACUCCGAGGUGGCAUGCAGAUUUUUGUGAAGACCCUCACAGGGAAGACCAUUACUUUGGAAGUAGAGAGCUCUGACACCAUUGACAAUGUUAAAGCCAAAAUUCAAGACAAGGAGGGCAUCCCCCCAGACCAGCAGAGGUUGAUUUUUGCAGGGAAACAGCUUGAGGACGGUCGUACUCAUGCUGACUAUAACAUUCAGAAAGAGUCCACCCUCCACUUGGUGCUUCGCCUUCGUGGUGGCAUUUAGAUUUUUGUCAAGACUCUUGCUAGAAAGACCAUAACCUUGGAGGUUGAUAGCUCAGAUGCUAUUGACAAUGUGAAGGCCAAGAUCCAAGACAAGGAGGUUCCACCAGACCAGCAAAGGCUGAUCUUUGCUGGGAAGCAGUUGGAGGAUGGACGCACCUUGGCUGAUUACAACAUCCAGAAAGAAUCCAGUGUCCUUCGCCUUCAUGGUGGUUUUUAAGUUUGUUACUUGCAUGUAUUUUUUUUUUUUCUGGAUUGUGAUAGCUAGCCUUGAAGAAUGUCUCUUCUAGCUUGUGCUUUGGCUAUGCCUUUUGGUACUUAAAACAUGUUCUGGUUAUGCAAUUUGGUUCUUAAACCUUUCUAAAUUUUGAACUUACUAUGCUGUUGCGAAACAUUAUUAUGGAACAGUUACAGUUUAUACUUA
Messenger RNA from Jatropha curcas, 1107 nucleotides. RefSeq names its product ubiquitin 13 (gene UBQ13). The record is from RefSeq and is a predicted model, not a curated record. Gene Ontology annotation, molecular function: protein binding. NCBI's taxonomy places the organism in Eukaryota, Viridiplantae, Streptophyta, Magnoliopsida, Malpighiales, Euphorbiaceae.